Molecule: messenger RNA, 1253 nt
Organism: Erigeron canadensis
Lineage: Eukaryota; Viridiplantae; Streptophyta; Magnoliopsida; Asterales; Asteraceae
Exons: 3
Coding region: 126-1109 (327 amino acids)
Biological process (GO): lipid metabolic process
Cellular component (GO): membrane
Molecular function (GO): oxidoreductase activity, acting on the CH-CH group of donors
Source: RefSeq, a predicted model, not a curated record
UGUUGAGCCGUGGGUUGUUUGUAAUGUCAACAACAAAGCAGAUGAGAAGCUAAACCGUAUUUAUAUAAGAGAGAAAAGAGCCUUCAUAUCAGGGCUCAUAGUGCUUUUGGUCUUUGGUGUAAUAUAUGAUCAAAAAAUCAAUAAUGGCUUUAAAGAAUGCGUUGAUUGCAUUUGUGGCUCCUCUGCCCUCAAUCUUGUUCUACAUCUACUUUCUAAAUCACUACCAAAACAAUACUCAUCAUCUUCUUUCCCCUGUGUGGAGCUGGUGCCAUCAACACCCCCUCAUCUUAGCCAACAUCCUCUUUUUUCUCAACAUCGAUGUCGGUUUCUGGCUCAUUAGCCUCCUCCAGUCCAGCAACUGGAUGAUAGAUUUAUACUGGACGGUGAUUCCUGUGUUGUUGGUGCAUUACUUUGAGAGCCAUCCUGGUGCGGAGUAUAAUUCAUGGCGCUCGACUUUGGUGGUGCUGUUGACAUGGGUUUGGGCUAUCAGAUUGACUCACAACUACUUUCGUAGGGAGAAAUGGCAAUGGGGUGCCAGAGAAGAUUGGAGGUUCACUGACAUGGCUCAACAACAUGGCCAAAACUGGUGGUGGGUUUCCUUCUUCGGCGUUUACCUCAUUCAGCAGGUAUUUUUAUUAGGAGUAUGUAUACCUCUAUACAUAGUCCACACAGUCAACAAGCCAAUAAAUCUAUGGGAUGUAGUCGCAUUAGUAAUGUGCGUUUUUGGCAUUGUCUAUGCCUAUAUAGCUGACACCCAACUGCACACAUUUGUGAGCAAAAAUGAGAAAUUGAAAGAGGAAGGAAAGACAAUGGUGCCAAAUCUUGAUGAAGGCUUGUGGUACUAUUCUAGGCACCCAAACUAUUUUGGAGAGCAACUAUGGUGGUGGGGACUUGCCAUCUAUGGUUGGAGCCUAGGGGGCACUUGGGUCUUUUUUGGUGCACUCAUAAACACCUUGUGCUUGGCUUAUGUGACCACACUUGUGGAGAAGAGGAUGCUUAAACAAGAGUAUAGGGUUGAAGCCUAUAGGUCAUACCAAAAGACAACGUCUAUUUGGGUACCUUGGUUCAAAUCAUCCCCGAAGCAAUUGACAAAAGAAAAAUAUAGUUAAAAACUUAUGAAUCAAGUGAAGAACAGUGUCGCGACAAGUAUUUAAAUCCGAUUGUUUUUAAGCUUGUCGGGUGUGCAGGUUUAUUUGUGUCUUUGUAUCAUGUGGAAUCGUCUGUCAUGUUAUAUUUAUGUAUUGAAAGUUAAA